Capsicum annuum is the source of this 1671-nucleotide messenger RNA. RefSeq lists its product as uncharacterized. Bases 163 to 1281 code for a protein of 372 amino acids. The transcript is spliced from 7 exons. The record is from RefSeq and is a predicted model, not a curated record. Gene Ontology annotation, biological process: proteolysis. Gene Ontology annotation, molecular function: metalloendopeptidase activity; ATP-dependent peptidase activity; ATP binding. NCBI's taxonomy places the organism in Eukaryota, Viridiplantae, Streptophyta, Magnoliopsida, Solanales, Solanaceae.
AGAAUAGUAAAAAUUUUGUUCACAAAACUUUUUUAUUACGUGUUUUAAUUAUAUGGGGGAUACGACAGUCCGAAUGAGUUUUGGGAACUCGUUGGGUACGCUCACCGGUCAAUGAAAUAAAGUGCGAGUGUCCGUCCAGUUGAUCGGAAAAACAAGAAUACGAUGAUGGCCAUUCGUUUUUGUGGUGUGCAUCACCCGAAUUACGGCAUAACUCAGUUGCAUAAUAGUAAGUUUUUGAGGUCAUACCCAAAUGGGUUUAGUAGAAAAAUCCUAAAAAUCAGAGCUUUAAGAAGGGAGUGGCAAGAAUACGAGGAAGCAGUUAAGGAGAAAGACCUGUCUCGAGCUCUCCGCUUCUUGAGAGAUGAUAUUCCAAUGCAGGUGGGGGAGGUGGAUUGGUAUAAUCUGCAAAGAGAGUGGCAGGUUUUGGAUACAUGCUUAAAUGCGGAUGAUAUGAGGCUUGUUGCCGCUGCCUAUGCUUUUCUCAAGGACAAAGGCCUCCUUCACCAUUUCGGCAAAUACCAAUCUAUUGUUCUGGAAGGGCCACGGGAUGUCACACCAACCGUCUUAAAGUCUUCAACCGGGUUAGAUGUGACCAAACUUUCGCCAAAGAAGUGGGGUCUUGCUGGAACGUCUAGCUUUCUUUUGGCUACAUUGUUUGCUGGAGUCUCAAUUCUGCUGAACCAAGGAAUAGAUAUUAGGCCUAACAUUGCUGCAGUCUUGGGGCUUGCCAUGCUAGAUGCUAUAUUACUUGGUGGUUCCUGCUUAGCACAAAUCUCCAGCUUCUGGCCUCCCUACAAGCGUCGAAUUUGUGUUCAUGAAGCAGGCCAUCUCCUUGUUGCAUACCUGAUGGGUUGUCCAAUUCGUGGUGUAAUUUUAGACCCAAUCGUUGCAAUGCAGAUGGGCAUUCAAGGACAGGCAGGAACACAGUUUUGGGAUGAAAAACUUGAAAAUGAGCUCGCUGAAGGCCGGUUAAGUGGUACGGCAUUUGACAGGUACUGCAUGGUUCUGUUUGCUGGGAUUGCAGCUGAAGCUCUUAUAUAUGGAGAGGCUGAAGGUGGAGAGAAUGAUGAAAAUCUCUUUCGGAGCAUCAGUGUUCUUCUAGAACCCCCACUCUCUGUGGCACAGAUGUCAAAUCAAGCAAGGUGGUCGGUGCUGCAAUCUUAUAAUCUGCUGAAAUGGCACAAGCAAGCACAUAGAGCUGCAGUAAAAGCUAUUGAGAGCGGAUGCAGUCUGAGUAUGGUCAUUAAAAAAGUUGAGGAAGCCAUGUCAAGAUAUUCUUAGUGUUCUCAUUUUGUGUUUAAUUUGUCCAAGCAUAUGUACCGCUAUGAAAUGCCUCGACUGGAGCUAGCAGAAAAGGACCGAAGGUUCUUGGGCCCAUGGAGAUGUCUCGUCUCAGCUUUUGACCUUUCGGUGUGAUAGUUCCCCAAAAGGAACAGGCUAUUUUUCUAUGAUUUAUAGAUGAGCAGCUUUUUGCUGUGAGCUUAGGAACGGAAUUUCAAAAUUAGGGAACAGAGACUCCUCCAUCUAGCAUCAUCCUCCGAUAAAGAUGUCCGAUGGAAAUAUUUAGCUAUUUUUCUCGUAAGAAGCAAGAUUGUUGUAACAGAAGAGUAAAGGAUGAAAGGAAAAGUCUCGGUUGUAAUUUCAUUUGUACAAUAUAUACUGUUAAGCUCA